This is a messenger RNA of Cheilinus undulatus (humphead wrasse), 3680 nucleotides long. It is a transcript of the gene stc2a, whose product is annotated as stanniocalcin 2a. Gene Ontology annotation, biological process: intracellular calcium ion homeostasis. The transcript has 4 exons. Gene Ontology annotation, molecular function: hormone activity. The record is from RefSeq and is a predicted model, not a curated record. Bases 494 to 1351 code for a protein of 285 amino acids. Lineage: Eukaryota; Metazoa; Chordata; Actinopteri; Labriformes; Labridae. Gene Ontology annotation, cellular component: extracellular region.
GCAAAUCCAGACUUUGUGUUGACUUUAACUGCUGCAGCAAGCAGCAGAGUCUGAGUAAUACUGCAAUGAAUGCACAUGAUAAACUGGAAAUGAUAGGACUGAAUGUUGAGAUUUGUCUUGAUCAUGUCAGGGCUGUCACAGUCAUCAUGCUCAUGAAUAUUGCUUUAUGGCGCCAGUUUUAUUGCAAAAAGGGGACUUUCACUGGACACUCCCCUAAAACCUUGGACGUGGAUGUCUGCAUCUCUGAUUGGUUGUGAAGCCCCAACCGACAACACCUGCUUAACUCCUUCAUCCAAAUUGACACCCGGGGCUCUGAGAAAUAUAGGCAGCAUCCCUUCCAGCUCAUGCAUUCAGACCCACAGCUGCCCCACAAGACACCGAGCCGCAGCUGCGCUGAUCGCUGAUCCAAGGUGAACCCUCACACACACUCGCACACACACUCGCGCACACAGCCGGAUCUUCGCUGAGGGAGUCGAGUGCUGACAGAGACGCGAUGUUGGUCAAGCUGGCCGUGGCGCUGCUGGUUUUGUCAGUGCUGGAGCAAGUAGUGGGAUCGGAUAAUAUUGAUCUCCAUGACAGCCUCCCGGAGAAGCCUGCGAGUCAGAAAGGACGCCUCUCCCUGCAGAACACAGCUGAGAUCCAGCACUGCCUGGUGAGUGCAGGGGAUGUCGGCUGUGGUGUGUUUGAGUGCUUUGAGAAUAACUCCUGCGAAAUACGAGGGCUACAGGAAAUCUGCAUGACGUUCCUGCACAACGCUGGCAAAUUUGACUCUCAGGGUAAGUCCUUCAUCAAGGAUGCUCUGAAGUGUAUGGCACAUGGACUUCGGCACAAGUUUAGCUGUAUCAGCAGGAAGUGUGUGUCCAUUAAAGAGAUGGUGUUCCAGCUCCAAAGAGAGUGUUACAUCAAACACAACCUCUGCUCUGCUGCUAAGGAGAAUGUGGCUGUCAUGGUGGAGAUGAUCCAUUUCCAAGAUCUCUUUCCUAAAGGUCCAUAUGUGGAGCUAGUGAACAUCCUGCUGAGCUGCGGCGAGGAGGUGAAGGAGGCGCUGACUCGAAGCGUCCGGCUACAGUGUGAGCAGAACUGGGGGGCUUUGUGCGACAGCCUGAGCCUCUGCUCUUCCCUUGCCCCGUCCCCGGCCGGCUCCCUCGUCGAACACCAACGCCGCCCGUCGCCCUCGCACCCGGAGCCGGAGCACCCUCGCCCGCCUCGGCAAGGCGAAAAGGAGAAAGCCAGCAAGGCGGGCUUCAACGCUCACCCACGCAACCGCAAUCAGGGACCCCGCCGACAGAAUCCCGAGGCCGGGAUUGUGGCCGAGCAGGAAGACCCAGAGGCCACUGACAUCCGUAGGUGAAAGCUCAGGAGGCUGUCGCGACACUACCAUGCUUAAAAAACCACACUUGCAGACUUAUGCACACCUCCACACAUAAACACAUGUACACACACUUCUCUGCACACACACACACACAAAUUCCCAGACAGACUGAGCAGAAGGAAACAAGCCCCGACCUUUCCUGUCCUUAUUCCACCCUCUCCAGUCAUUCCAGCAGUCCCACAUGGUAAACUUGCAGGGUAAUGUGGUGUAGCUCGUACUGUUAUGCCAGACUGUAGGCCACACUUUUUUAAAAAGGAAUAAUAAUUGUUAUUAUCAUGAUUAUUUCAACUGUUAGGACUAUUUUGGCUCUAAUAUAGCAUUUCUCAAAUCAUACUUAUUGUAGGAUUUGAUUAUAUUUGUAUUAUUUAUUUUAUUCUUUAUGCAAUGUCUAAAUAUCAAAAUGUACAUAGAAAUAUACUUAUCUAUAUUUAUAUAAACAUGUAUGAAUAUAGCUACAAUAUGCAAUACUGAUAUAAUAUAGAUGAUAGUAUAUGGUGUGCUGUCUGCUCUCUUCACAGUAUUGCACCCAUCACACUCAGUCUGUAGAUAUGUAACAUACACCAUUUGUUGUUUCAGAGUGGGAAUGUGUAUUAUGAUUAUAGAUACUUGAUGAUUAAAUACAAAUUGUACAGGUUUCAAGUCCAGUUCUGGCACAUAUGAAAUGUAGUGCAUGAUGGCCACAAAGCCGACAGACUUGUGCAUUCUUAAAGUGAAGAUUCAUUUUAAAGAGGAUGCAAAUGUAAUACUAUGAAUAUGGACGGUUAUUUUACGUGUAUUGUAUCGAUGAGUCUCUCGCAAAGCUAGAAAGACUGAUCUCUGAUGUCAUCAAGCACUGCUUUCUGAGCAGCAGGUGCAGUUUUAAGGACUCUUUUUGGUCCAUGCAACUCAAGACAUGCGUCUUAUUUUGUACACAGAAAGUAUCACAUGGCUCCCAUUCAUUGUUAAUAGAGCUGCAGAGGCUGAGUCUCUCUGACAGUACACCUUAAUGUCAUGUUUAUAGCUUCAGGAGACAUUUUUGUUCAUGUUCACAGAUUAUAACCAAACUGUCAGAUGCUAUUUCUUCUCUCUUCAGUUGGUUUAAGCUCGCUGUGAACUGCAGUAAAGAGAGGAUGUUCAACCAAGUUCUUUUUAAAUCUCACACAUCAAGGUGCCUAAACUUGUAAUUGUCCACAGCGACCGCUUCUCUGUGAUUUCAGUGAAUGGAUGAUACUGUGUUGGGGGGGGUAUUGUUGGGCUUGUAUUUUACGAUGCCGUUGAGCCACAAAAGUCUUAGAUUUUUGCACUUUGGAUGAUUUGUUUUGAGCCGCUGCAAGUUCAGAAACCAAACCAGGUUACCAGAGCAGUCACCCUGUAAAAGGAGAUUUAAAUUUAGCAACCCUGGUCUAACCUAUCAACCACAGCUCCACUUCCUGUAUCCCCAUAUGCUCCCUAGGACCACAUUGAGCCCCUUCUUAAGAAGAGCACUCUUUUGGCAGGAAAGAGGCUUGACAGAAACCCUCCAGAUCUUUGGCCCCUCUAAAUUAGCCCUCAUUCCUCCCUCUCUGGUCCCUUACCUAGGUCAGGAGAGACAUGAAGGACUGUUAUUCUGCCCGUAAGAGCCGCAGGCAACGCAGCGAGGACCCAGGAACUGGGUUAAGUCCACACACGGGGGCUCUGGCGCUGUUAUUCUAAAUGUUAUAUUUACCAAGUCACCAUAGAAUUCCUCUGGGCUCAGGCCAAGAGCCAGCAACCCGGAGAGGCAGAGUCAAGCAGUAAGAAGUAGACAAACAUGUUAAACUCCUUUUUUUUUUUUUUUUUUUUUAAAUGUGAUGAUUCACUCCUGUCUUUUACUGCUCCUUGUGCUCUCCUUCUCUCCCUCCUUUAGGUAACAGACGCAGGCAUUUGACCAUUUCAGGCCAGUCACAUGCUUCAGUGGUGGCAGUGCUGAUAGUGAGCACCACAUGCUGGUGACUGGUGUAAAAAGAAAAUCAAACAAGCUCAGAUUUUGUGGCUCAGUUAUGUUUUUUGUUCAUGUUUCUUUUCCCUUGCUGUACUUACAGUAAGUUUUAACCCUUGCAAUCAUUAACAGACUAUUAUAAGCUCCAAGGGUUAAAUCAUCAGUGAGGCUUUCACGCUUUUCUUUUUUAUUUUGUUGUGGAAUUUGGGAUUUCCUGUGACAUCCCAGCACAAGACAUAAGCUAAUCCUAUUGAGAAUGUACUGUAUGUUUGUAAAGUGACAAUCUGUUCAGCUCUCUGUCUUUAAGUUUGGCUUUUUGUAAUAAUGUAGUGGCUUUAAUGGCUGUUUUUAAUGUGUUCGGAGGAAAAUAAA